Molecule: messenger RNA, 1104 nt
Organism: Arctia plantaginis
Lineage: Eukaryota; Metazoa; Arthropoda; Insecta; Lepidoptera; Erebidae
Source: the annotation of a GenBank genome assembly
AUGAAGGCAUUCUUCUGCGUAGCUCUCCUGGCCGCUGUGGCUCUGGCCGCACCUGAAGGCAAACGUGACAAACGCGGCUACCUAUCCUCUGGCUACCUGUCCUCCGGCUGGUUGGACUCCGACCUGAGCGCUUACUCCUUAGACCGUGGCCUCAGCUCCUACUCUUUAGACGGGCCUAUCAUCUCACACUCUAUCAUCUCGAAGCCUACGAUCGUCCACGAGCCUGCUGUCAUUAACCAGCCCACCAUUAUCUCCGUAAAGAAAGUCGUCGAUGUCCCUAAGGUGAUCUCAGUAAAGAAGAUCGUGUCCGUUCCCCGCGUCGUAUCCGUCCCGCAGGUGAACAGCCAUAUCUCCAGCUACGAGCCUGCCAUCUCCUCCGGUUGGUGCUCUAUACGAUGUUCCUUAGCCGCCACCGUCGCCGCCGGAGCUUCUGAAGCUGAAGAAUUGGCGAUGCCUUGGCGAAUGCGCGUGCAGUACAUCGCUCGACACUCGCCGCGGACGACAUGCAUGUGCUUUGCAGUCCUGGGGCCGAUGAUUCGGAGACAUACCGGCUACGGCGUCUACGCCAACGAACACCCGAGGCCCUACCGACAAGUUGUAUACGCGGCAAUUCCUUUACACGGACCUAUGAAGGUGCUGCACGUCCUGACCGCUAGACCUCUGUCCUAUGAACGAACAUACGAGUCGUCGGUCGAACAUCCUAUAUACGUGCGUGCUCCAUACCGCGACAAUGAUUACGCGCCGUCUGCGCACAACGAAUACGAGUAUACGGCACCUGCAUACGACGAGCGCCCAGCCUAUCUUGAGUCGUACCAUUAUGGUUCACAUCAGUUCGCAGCGCCUACAGCAUCGGCUUCAGACGACGACGUCAAGAUUAUAUACGCACGUCCGAACCCUCGCGGAGGCUUCACAUACCGCCGAAGACCCUCAAAAGCAGGUCCAAAAAGAACACCAGCCGUGAGUACCGAGGCGCCUGUCGUCAUCCGGGUGCACAGGAAAAAGAGGGCCAACAAGAGGCAGCAGGAGCUGCUGGUUGAGCGCCUCCAUAACAACCUAGAAGUGGCGAGAGGCAAUCAGGCAGAUCCAAGUACCAUGGAAUUUUAG